Molecule: messenger RNA, 1861 nt
Organism: Neocloeon triangulifer
Lineage: Eukaryota; Metazoa; Arthropoda; Insecta; Ephemeroptera; Baetidae
Gene: Elp3
Product: elongator complex protein 3
Exons: 9
Coding region: 176-1834 (552 amino acids)
Biological process (GO): tRNA wobble base 5-methoxycarbonylmethyl-2-thiouridinylation
Cellular component (GO): cytoplasm; nucleus; elongator holoenzyme complex
Molecular function (GO): acyltransferase activity, transferring groups other than amino-acyl groups; iron-sulfur cluster binding
Source: RefSeq, a predicted model, not a curated record
CCACAAACACAUGGCAAUGUUUUUAUUUACUUGAUUUUGCUCUUUAUUAUCAAAAGAAAGUGUAUAGGCUCACUAAUUCAUUAAAUUAAAACUACGAAUUGAGCAUUUUGAACUCACCUUGCAUUUUUGAAGGGUUUUCAGUCCAUCUGUUAGAUAAUCCAGAGUCAAAUUCACCAUGGGCAGAGGGAAAACAGAAAAAUCUCAUCACGAGAUACUGGAGGAGCAGCAACGGAGUUUGGCCGCAAUCACCGAAAUCGUGACUGAACUUGCCCAAGCCCAGCGAGAGGGCCGCGACGUCCAACUCAACAGACUCAAGACCAAAAUCGCUUCGAAACAUGGUCUGCAAAACUCACCUCGGCUGACAGAAAUCAUCGCAGCAGUUCCUCCAGAACUGAAGAAACUCCUGCUGCCAAAAUUGAAGGCCAAACCUGUCCGAACAGCCAGUGGAAUUGCUGUCGUGGCUGUGAUGUGCAAGCCCCACCGAUGUCCCCAUGUCAGUCUGACUGGCAACAUUUGCGUCUAUUGUCCUGGAGGACCAGACUCUGACUUUGAGUAUUCGACCCAGUCUUACACAGGUUAUGAGCCAACCUCCAUGAGGGCCAUCAGGGCCCGCUACGACCCUUAUCUGCAGACCAGACACCGAGUCCAACAACUUGAACAACUGGGACACUCGGUGGACAAAGUGGAGUUCAUCGUAAUGGGCGGAACAUUCAUGAGCCUGCCGGAAGACUACAGGGACUAUUUCAUUCGAAAUUUGCAUGACGCCCUUUCUGGACACCGAAGCUCGUCUGUUGAUGAGGCUGUUAUGUAUAGUGAGAGAAGCAGGGUCAAGUGCAUUGGUCUGACGAUCGAAACCAGGCCAGACUAUUGUUUGAAGAAACACCUUUCCGACAUGCUGAAAUAUGGCUGUACUAGGCUUGAGGUCGGAGUGCAGUCUGUGUAUGAGGACGUAGCAAGGGACACCAACAGAGGUCACACAGUGCGGGCAGUGUCUGAAAGCUUUCAGCUAUCCAAAGAUUCCGGAUUCAAGGUUGUGGCCCACAUGAUGCCUGAUCUUCCGAAUGUUGAUUCGGAACGAGAUCUGCUCCAGUUUCAAGAAUUCUUUGAAAAUCCAGCAUUCAGGGCUGAUGGCCUAAAAAUUUAUCCAACACUUGUGAUUCGAGGCACUGGGCUAUACGAGUUGUGGCGGACUGGUAGAUACAGGAGCAUGCCUCCAAGUGGAUUGGUGCAAUUGGUGGCCGAAAUUUUGGCCAUGGUGCCCCCAUGGACCAGAAUCUACCGAGUGCAGAGAGACAUUCCCAUGCCAUUAGUCACAUCUGGAGUGGAACAUGGUAAUUUGAGAGAGCUUUGUUUGGCUCGACUUCAAGAGCUGGGAUUAUCAUGCAGAGACGUCCGAACAAGGGAGGUUGGAAUCACUGAAAUCCACAGGAGGGUUCGACCUUAUCAGGUGGAACUGGUGAGACGAGACUAUGUUGCCAAUGGUGGCUGGGAGACGUUCCUUGCUUACGAGGAUCCUGAGCAAGACAUCCUGGUGGGACUCCUGCGUCUCCGCAAGUGUACAGGCCAAGCUUUCCGACCCGAACUCAAGGGUGGCGUGUCUAUUGUGAGGGAGCUCCAUGUCUAUGGCUCUGUGGUGCCCGUUUCUGCUAGGGACCCAACUAAGUUCCAACAUCAAGGUUUCGGGGCUUUGCUGAUGGAAGAGGCCGAACGCAUUGCCAAAGAGGAACAUGGGGCUAAAAAAUUGGCUGUCAUUUCAGGAGUCGGAACAAGGAAUUAUUAUAGGAAGAUUGGCUACCAUCUUGAUGGCCCUUUUAUGUCAAAAGUGCUUGUCUAAAUAAAAAUGGUUUGUUUGGAAAUUGCA